Pseudo-nitzschia multistriata is the source of this 1520-nucleotide messenger RNA. The record is from the annotation of a GenBank genome assembly. NCBI's taxonomy places the organism in Eukaryota, Bacillariophyta, Bacillariophyceae, Bacillariales, Bacillariaceae.
CUGAGAUCACUUGCGAGUAGAAGAAGUCACUGUCAUCUACAUUUGGAAGGGCUAGCAGAAGACUCAUUCUGCACUAGAUAAACAGUGCGGUCCUCGAUUCAGCUGUAGACAAUGAAAUUUGUUGGCUUCCAACCUCUAUUUGUGAUCCUUGCAUUGAUCAAAGAAUCCUACUCUUUCACGACACGAGAUUCCUUUUCCACAGGUUCGAGAACUACCAUGUCCGCUGCGACGGAGACCGAUGAUGCUAACAAGGUGGAAGAGGGGAAUCUCUUGGUGUCGCUUGGUGACAAGCUUGAUUGCGAUGCUACCAAAAACAUGCCGAAACUCAUCUUGGCAAGUCAGAGUCCACGGAGACGUGAAAUUCUGGACAUGAUGGGAUUGCGCGAAGAUAAACAAUACCUCGUAGAAACGUCGCCACUCGACGAAUCCAAAUUACAGGUAGAGCUUGGCAAAGAGGAAUUGACUUCGAUCGAAUACACUCGUCGAUUGGCAGAAGCAAAGGCAAUCGCGCUGGCAGAGGCUCACGUUGCAGAUAGAAAGGAGAUGGGAGUCGCUUAUUAUCUUGGAAGCGACACCAUCGUCGAGCUCGACGAGUCGAUUCUGGAGAAACCAAAAGAUGCAGACGAUGCGAAGCGAAUGUUGAACCUAUUGAGCGGCCGUCAACACCAUGUUCACACCGGAGUUGCAUUGUAUCGGCUCGAUAGCACGAACCAGAUAACCUUGGUAGAUUCCUUUGUCGAUACCGCGUGUGUGACGUUUACGGACCUCAGCGAUGCAGAUAUCGAUGCCUACAUAAUAUCUGGAGAACCAAUGGACAAAGCAGGAUCGUACGGUAUUCAAGGCAUAGGUGGCCAAUUUGUGAAAGAGAUCAGCGGUGACUUUUUUGCAGUGAUGGGUUUACCUAUGCACAGGACUAGUAAACUUGUUGCGAAAGCCCUCCAGGCCGAAUAAAAUCUACGUAUAUUCUAACUUCGACGUCAGCAAUGGUAUGGUUCAUUUAUUUCUAUCGAAUGAAAGUGAUAGAGAAAGAACUAGUAUCGUGUGCAUUUUCUUGAGAACGGGGAUCACUUUUUUUGUAUUUUUAAUGACAAAGAAGCAAAGAAUGUCAUUCCAUCACCCUAUCCUAGUGAUAAGUUAAAGAGAGUGCUUCUCAAUACACAGUUCGUUUCGAUUGCCAUUGGCAUUCCAACUUUUCGUCACCUAGUAUGCCGCGGCGUCUCCGUGGGAUUCAUUCCCCUCGGUUUUCUGGGAAAAAACAAUCGCUUGCCACCAAAAUUCUCUUAAUUCUUUUGGAUUAUCCUUGUAUCGCUAUACAACAAGUACAAUUCAAUUCAGGGUAGUAUUCAGUGGAGUAAACUACAACAUUCAAACCGAUGAUGAAACAAGUACGGUGCGGUAGAAAUGUACGUGCUACAUACUAGUUUGAUCAUUUGACAUCCACUACAGAAUUCUAAAUUUGAUCGUGAUUUUCUAAAUCCCGUCUCCAGGUGUUUCCUCAUGAACAAAUCUCAUAGUAUUGA